Molecule: messenger RNA, 566 nt
Organism: Rhagoletis zephyria (snowberry fruit fly)
Lineage: Eukaryota; Metazoa; Arthropoda; Insecta; Diptera; Tephritidae
Source: RefSeq, a predicted model, not a curated record
AAACGAGAGUUGUUACGAAUCGUGAUGUCGGUGUUCGAUCCAUUUGGUAUGUUAGCAGCAUUUUUAAUUACUACUAAAAUUCUCAUUCAAGAAGCGUGGAAGUGCGAGAUUGGCUGGGAUGAAGUUCUGCCUCAAGAACUAAACAAGAUAUGGUGGCACUGGUGGCAAGAGUUUCCUAACGUGAAGCAGUUGAAAAUACCCCGCUGUUAUUCGCCGCAAAUCUUACAUGGUGGCAAGGUAGAAAUCCACACUUUCGUCGACGCCAGUCAAGUCGCAUUUGCUGCGGUAGUAUACGUUCGAGUACUUCAUAUUAAUGGAGUUGACGUUCGCUUCAUUAUGGGCAAAACACGCACAGCGCGAGCAGUUUUUUGGACCGACUCCCAGACGGUUCUGCAAUGGGUGCAUUCGUCCGAAAGAAAGUAUAAGGCAUUCGUCGGCCAUCGUAUAGCCGAGAUUCACAACGGCACAACGGCACAACGGCAAAAGAGCAGUGGCGAUGGGUGUCAACUUGUCAAAAUGCAGCAGACGUAGCAACACGCCCCUUGUGUCCACCCAAGUUCGACAGU